Molecule: messenger RNA, 2562 nt
Organism: Haemonchus placei
Lineage: Eukaryota; Metazoa; Nematoda; Chromadorea; Rhabditida; Trichostrongylidae
Source: the annotation of a GenBank genome assembly
AUGUCAGCUACCGGAAAGGUUGUUCGAAGUGGUGCUAAUGCAGUACGCCAGGUGGUCCCACUGCAUUCAGUUAACAAAGGUCAAGCUCGUCGUGCUGUGCUUCAGGUGUACAAAGAUCUGGUGCUUUUUGAGUUUGCAUACUAUCCUUCUAGGCAACGCAUGACUCCAAAGUUCUGGUGGGAUUUCGGAUUACAUGACAUGCCACUCGGUGUACUUCGUUCUAGUCUCAAGCAACAGUUCAUGAAGAAUGCUCAUAUCGACGACAUUCGUAUUGUUGAUCGGCUCGUUGCAGAAACAAAGCAGGCGAAUCUUCGGGUGCAAACUUAUGUGUUCUUAAUAUUACACUACUUUGGUAUGUGGUGUUUGUGCUGUGGUGACAGCAUUGGCCUGAAUUACUCAAGUUCACUAAUGUCAUUGAGGCCAUGGCAGCCACUGUUAACCAGGUGCUGGGUAGUAGCUCAGCGAUAUGCAUCAACUUCACAAGUGACACCCAAUGCCUCGUCACUUGACAGUGAAGAGGUUCGGACGUUCUCGCAGCUCUCGCCAGAGUGGCAUGAUGAGAACGGGCCUUUCAAAGCACUUCACUCUCUCAAUAAGCUACGAGUUCCAUGGAUCCUUGGCAAUAUCAAAGAGAAAAAAGCAUCGGUUGUUGACAUCGGAUGCGGUGGAGGUCUACUUUCAGUGCCUCUGGCUCGUGCUGGCUUGAACGUUACUGGAAUUGAUGCUACUGAGGACGCGGUGAUUGCUGCUCGCUCUGCGCUUGAGUCAAAGCUCUUGAAGAUUUCCGGCGUAUCUGACCGCAUCGUAUAUCAUUGUGGAACAGUGGAGGAGUUCUCUAGGGACCAUGAAAGGGGCAGAUAUAUAUGUGUAUAUCUACGUAUACAUCCUAUGUAUAUGCACGCAUUCAAGAGGACACGAACGAUAGGCAAGCAAUUUGAUGCUGUUGUUGCUUCGGAAAUAGUGGAGCAUGUCGCUGAUCUUGAUUCGUUCAUCGAGGGUUGCGCUCGGUUGGCGAAGCCGGGUGCACCGUUGCUUUUCACAACAAUUAACAAGACCCUGGCUAGUCGCAUCCUGGCAAUCUGGCUAGCGGAGGAUGUGCUGAAGAUUGUCCCACAAGGAGUUCACCAUUGGGAGAAAUUCGUAGAACCCGGAACUCUUUCAUCAAUACUUGAACGUAAUGGAUGCAGCCUCAGGUCGGUUUUUGGCUUCACUUACAAUCCGCUGAAGAUGGAUGAGGAAUACGACGCAAUCGUUCUCGGAACGGGACUCAAGGAGUGUAUCAUCUCCGGGAUGCUCUCUGUCUCGGGCAAAAAGGUUCUCCAUAUCGACCGAAACAACUACUAUGGAGGAGAGUCGGCGUCGCUGACUCCUCUUGAGCAGCUGUACGAGAAAUUCUUGGGGCCAAAUGCGAAGCCGCCACCAGAGAUGGGUCGUGGCCGGGACUGGAACGUAGACUUGAUUCCAAAAUUUCUGAUGGCUAAUGGUUCCUUAGUUAAACUUCUUAUCCACACUGGCGUAACUCGAUACCUCGAGUUUAAGUCUGUGGAGGGAUCGUAUGUUUACAAGGGCGGAAAAGUUUACAAAGUGCCUGCUGACGAGAUGGAAGCGUUAGCCACUAGUUUGAUGGGAAUGUUUGAGAAACGUCGUUUCAAAAAGUUCCUUUGUUGGGUCCAAUCAUUUGAUAAGGUCAACAAGGAUACGUGGCAAGGACUUGAUCCCGACGUUCACACCAUGCAACAGGUUUAUGAAAAGUUCGGUCUCGACGAUAACACUGCUGAUUUCACCGGCCACGCCUUGGCGCUGUACCGGGACGAUGACUACAAGCAACAGCCAUUCGGACCAACUGUUGAGAAAAUUCGUCUUUAUUCUGACUCCUUGGCUCGCUACGGGAAGUCUCCAUACCUUUAUCCUUUGUACGGUCUUGGAGAACUACCUCAGGGCUUUGCUCGUUUAUCAGCAAUUUAUGGAGGUACCUAUAUGCUAGAUAAACCGGUAGACAACUUGAUCAUAGAAAACGGGAAGGUGGUGGGCGUCAAAUGUGGAGAGGAGACCGUCCGUGGAAAGCAGGUUUACUGUGAUCCGUCGUAUGCGAUGGAUAAGGUGAAGAAGGUAGGACAAGUUGUACGUGCUAUCUGCCUUCUGAAUCACCCGAUUCCUGGCACCAAUGAUGCUCAAUCGUGUCAAAUUAUCAUUCCGCAGAAGCAAGUUGGGAGACAUUUCGACAUUUAUAUCUCUUGCUGUUCUAAUACCAAUAUGGUUACACCGAAAGGAUGGUUUGUGGCCAUGGUGUCUACAACAGUAGAGACGAACAAUCCGGAAGCCGAGAUUCUGCCGGGGCUACAACUUCUUGGCACUAUAACUGAAAAGUUCAUCUCAGUAUCCGACGUCUACGAGCCAACAGAUAUGGGACACGAGUCGCAGAUUUUCAUUUCCAGAUCGUAUGAUCCUACAACACACUUCGAAACAACUUGCAAGGACGUGCUAGACAUUUUCCAACGAGGAACAACGCAAGAGUUCGAUUUCUCAAAGAUCACCCAUCUCAGCCUUGAGGACAACGAGUAA